This is a messenger RNA of Morchella sextelata, 432 nucleotides long. RefSeq lists its product as uncharacterized. The record is from RefSeq and is a predicted model, not a curated record. The transcript has 3 exons. Gene Ontology annotation, biological process: RNA polymerase II preinitiation complex assembly; positive regulation of transcription by RNA polymerase II; negative regulation of transcription by RNA polymerase II. Gene Ontology annotation, molecular function: TBP-class protein binding; protein heterodimerization activity; core promoter sequence-specific DNA binding. Lineage: Eukaryota; Fungi; Ascomycota; Pezizomycetes; Pezizales; Morchellaceae. Gene Ontology annotation, cellular component: negative cofactor 2 complex. Bases 1 to 432 code for a protein of 143 amino acids.
AUGUCAGAUCGUGAAUUCGGAGGAGCGGAUGACCUAUCCCUCCCUAAAGCCACUGUCCAGAAGAUCAUCUCCGAGAUCCUCCCUUACGACCUCGCCUUCGCCAAGGAUGCGCGCGACCUCCUAAUCGACUGCUGCGUCGAAUUCAUCACUCUUAUUUCCUCGGAGGCCAACGAGAUUGCCGAGCGCGAAGCGAAAAAGACUAUCGCGGCUGAACAUGUCAUCCGAGCCCUUAGGGACCUCGGCUUCGAGGAGUACAUCGACCAGAUCCAGAAUGUGGCGCAGGAGCAUAAGGAACAUCAGAAAUCCCGCGAAAAGAAACAAACGAAGCUCGAGCAGUCCGGGCUGUCGCAGGAAGAGCUCUUGAGGCAGCAGGAGGAGCUGUUCGGGUCGGCUAGGGCCAAAUUCAACCAGCAAGGCCCUGGCCAGGAGUAG